AUGGGUAAUGAAAUUUCUAAUGGAAAUCACCUAGACUUGGAAUCCAUGAAAAGAUUUAUGUACCUGUCUCCUGGUUAAGUCAAAUUGAUAAAAGAAAAGUUCGACAUGAUGGCAGACGAAGACCUAACUAUUGAUAGAAAUGGAUUGGCUAAGUUGAUGAAAUUGAAGGAAACAGAAGUAAAUAAGGUCUUUCAGUUUUUUGAUAUUAGUAAUGAUGGUAGGAUUGAUAGUAAUGAAUUUAUCUGUGCUCUAAGUCUAUUGAGUUAAGCUACCUUGAAAGUAAUGCAUCACAUCUAUUCUUAGGAAAAGGCAAACGUGAUAUUUUCACUCUAUGAUUUUGAUCACAAUAAAACUAUCACUCGUAAUGAGUUAAUUAUGCUCAUUAAAACUACUCUAACUGCCCUGGGAGCUAUGUCACAGAAGGGAGAAUGCACUAUAUAGGAAGCUGAAAGGAUAGCUGAUGAUUUAUUAAGAAAAUACGAUACUAACAAGGACGAGUCAAUUUCCUUUAAUGAAUUUUAAAGUUUAUUGUCAAAAGAUCAGGAUGUACUUAAAAUGUUAUUGUCGUAUGGAUUAUGCUCCUUGGAAGAUUUGAGGUAAGACUUUGGAGGAUCCGAAUAAGGAGAUGUUCCAUACCCAGACUCAGAUUUGGAGUAGGAGACUCAGAGGAAACACUUGGUCUUCGAUCAGAAAAGAGAAAAGCGUAAAAUUGGAAUUGAAAGCAAUCUUUAUUAGGAUGACCUUACAAAUUAGCAAAUUGGAUAUUAAUAUUACACAAAUAAAUUAUAAAGCAAAGAAAUUUGGAAAAAUCAAGUUAGAAAUGGGCAACCUUCUAAUUGGAAACCAAACAUAGCAGACAUCAAUCCACCAAAUGCCAACUUAGAAUUAGAUUAUAUUUAUGGUUUUAGAUGUUUUGACAGCAGGAACAAUAUCAAAUUCGUAAAUCAAGAAUUAGUCUACUAUACAGCUGCUGUCGGUAUUGUUUACAAUCCCUUAACAAACACUUAGAAAUUCUUCUUUGAGCACACAGAUGACAUCACAUCUAUAGAUGUUCAUCAUGGAAUGGUGGCUACAGGUUAAGUGGGAGCACUUCCUAUCAUAUAUCUGUGGGAAGUGGCAGACAAGAUAGAACAUUCCAAAGCAGCAUUCAAGGGAGUUUUGAGAAGAGGUGUGCAAUGUCUAUCAUUUUCAAACGAUGGGAAGAAGUUGGCAGCAGUUGGAAUGGAUGAUGAUCAUACAUUAGUUGUAUAUGAUGUGGAUACAGAUUCUAAUUAAGCAUUAUUAGCAUCUGGAAAGGGACCUAGAUCUUUUGUUUUUGAUAUCAAAUUUGAUAAAGCAGAUAAGUAAUUGAUUUUGGCUUGUAAGAAUGAAGUCUAUUUUUGUAAUUACGAUUAGGGAUAGAUUAGAUUGAAUAAAGGAGUAUGGGAUACUAAAGUAUGUCCGAUUUCAACUGUUUUGUGUAUUGGUUUAUGUGACAAUAAUGUCAUCACUGGGACUUACAAAGGAUAGUUGAUAAUUUGGAAAAAUAAUAGAGCAACUUCAUCGGUGGAUGCCCACAAAAGUGCUGUGUUAUCGAUUCACACAAGGACUAAUCAGGAAGGUGGAAUUGUGUCUGGGAGUAAGGAUGGUACUAUAGUCGUAUGGGAUGUUAAUAUGAAGGCAAGAGAGAGGAUAGAUGUCUAAAAUUUAAAAUUAAAGAUCUUUAACAUCAAGAAGGCAAGUCAUUUAAUUUUUGGAACAAGGGGUUCUGAAAUAGUGGAGGUAUAAGGAUAAAAAAGUAAAGUUCUUAUGAGAGGACAUUCUUAAGGCACUUUGAGAGGAUUAGUUAUGCAUCCAAGAUUUCCGAUGUUUUACACAAUAGGUGAAGACAACAUACUUGCUUGUUGGUUAAUAAAAGAUAAAAAGAUAUCUAGUUUCAUAAGACUGGAUUAUCCUAGCAGUGCUAUUCAUAUAAGCAAGGACUGUAAGUAUUUGGGAGUGGGGAGUGUAAAUGGAACAGUACUAAUAAUAGACCCAAAGACAUUGACAGUAGCAUACAAUUUUAAAGAUAGAGAUGCAGAAGUAUCUUGUUUAAAGUUUUCGCCAGACACAGAAUUAUUGGCAGUUGGUCAUGAUGCACCUAGCUGUGAUGUAAUUAUUUACUCCUUAAAAAACCACUUCAAAAAAACAAAUGUGUUGCGUGGUUCACCUGCUAAAAUAAUCAGCAUUGAUUUUUCAUCUACUUGUCGUGUAUUACAAAUAAAUGAUCGGAGUCAACAAGUGUUAUAUUAUGAAUUGGGAGGAGAGAACAACUAGAAAAUAUAACCAGACGGAGCAUAUAAGUAUAAGGAUGAAAAGUGGAGUACAUAUACAGCAAUUUAUGGAUGGCAUGUCUAAGGAAUAUGGCCAGCAUUAUCAUUGGGGUCUGAUAUUAAUGCUGUUGAUAGAUCGAAUAAAGGAGAUAUUGUGAUUUCAGCUGAUGAUUAUUCAGGCAUCAAACUAUUCAGAUAUCCUGCAUCCAUUCCUUAAUAAGGAUACUAAAGAUUUGUAGGACAUGCAGCUCAUGUUACAAAUAUUAGAUUUUCAGCAGAUGAUGAAUAUGUGGUAUCUUUGGGAGGUAAUGACAAAUCUAUAAUGUAAUGGAAGUUCUCAAAUGAUAGAGAUGCUUAGAUAGAGUAAGAUUAAGCCUGUGACACUAUUCAAGAUAAUUAGAUCCCCAAAGAAUACUGUUAGAUUACUAUGAAUGAUGAGAUUAUUUAACAAGAAGGAUAAAAAUAAUAUCAAACUUAUGUUAAAUCUACCCAACCAACUGACUUUAAAUGUGAUGACUAAAAAUACAAUGUUCUACCUUAGGCCACUUUAGUCCUCGAUUAUGUACUAGGAAUGAAGACUGAUCAACUAGGUCAGGAUUACUGUAAUGGAGUGAAAUUCUUAGAUAAUGGCAAAAUUGGUUAUACCUGUGGUGCAGUUGGAAUUAUUAUGGAUCCCAUUGCACCUGUUGGAUAACAGUAUUGUUCACAGACAUUCUUUAAAUUGCAUUAAGAUGAAAUCACAUGCAUAGCUAUUCAUCCCAAAGGCAGAAUAAUCGCCACUGGAACAAAAGCAUUUGCCUUAAGUGAGAAUCAAUUAACACCUAUAUAUGUGUGGGAAGCAGAGACAAAGAAAGUUUUGUCUUUAUUAAAUGAUUUUCAUACAAAAAUGAUACAUUGUAUUGAAUUCAAUUGCAAUGGAGUGUUCUUAUUAUCAUUUUCAUAAGAAUACUCUAUUGCAAUUCACGAUUGGUAAAUUGGAUAACUUAUUAUCACUAUCAAAACUGUUAGAUCCCUAAUAUAUGGAAUAUGUAGUAAAUCCUCAACUGAGUUUAUGUCUUGUGGAUAGAAGAGUGUCACAUUUUAUAGUAUGAAUGGUAGGAAUGUGAAAAGUUCGCCUGGAAUAUUAAGUACUAGUCAUUUUGAACCGAUGUUAUGUUGUUGUGUUGCAUUUAAAGAACAAUACGAAAUUACAGGCUCUGAAAAUGGGAAUAUAUUUUUAUGGAAAGAAAAUAGGAAUUUCAAAGCCUAUCAGGGACACUAGUCAAAAGUCAGUUCAUUAAUCCCAGUUGGCAAGACUCAAUUAUACAGUAGUGGAUUAGAUGGACAGAUCAAACUCUGGGAGAUGAAUGGGAACAAUCUUAAUAACAUAGCCAUUGUGGUUGAUAUAAAUGAAGUAUUCCACAUACCUAAAGUAACUGGUAUCAUAUCUAUGGACAUUAAAAAUGAGAAUAUCUUAAUUGCAACAAAUUAGUCUUAAAUUUUACAUGCUCCCUUGAAGAACAUCUAGAAUUUAAAAGUACUAUUAGAUACACAUUAUGGAGGAGAAGUGUGGGGAAUCGGAGUAAGCAAAACUUCACAAACCAUAGUGACAUGUGGAGGAGACUGUAUACUAAGAUAAUGGGAUAUUAAUUAGUAUACAUUAGUGAAGGCAUCCCAACCAUUUGAAAAUGAUAUCAGAGCUUGUGAUUGGAGUGCCGAUGAUAAGUAUGUUGUAGUUGGAGAUGUGAGAGGAUGUAUUUUCUUAUUGAAUUCUAAGAAUUUAGAUGUCUUAGAUAAGAAGAAUUCCAAAGCAGGAUAAUUGAAAUAGAAUUCACAACAAAUAACCAAUUGGGUUGAAGACAUUAAGUUUUCACCUGACAGCACAAAAAUUGCAUUUGGAGUUCAUGAUUCCUACUCCUAAAUUGAAGUUUGGGAUAUAGAAUAAGGAAAGUUUUCUAGGCAGAGUUCAAUCAAUAUUUCAAUGACUGGUUAUGUGUCUAAAUUGGAUUGGGCUGUUGAUUCAAUACAUAUACUAAUUAAUUCAAGUAGUUAUGAAUUGAAAUUUGUUAAUGUUUAAUCCUUAAAGGAUAUACCAGGAACAUCGGUUAAAGAUUUAGAAUGGCACACUUGCACAUCUUUGUUUGGAUUUUAUGUUUAAGGAAUUUAUCAAAAAAAGGAUGAAUAUCAAGUUACUGCUGUUUGUCUUGAUAAACAAAAAUCAAUACUAGCUACAGGAGAAUGUAAUGGAUUAAUUAAUUUAUAUAAAUAUCCAGCAGUUUGUUCAUUCAAUUAACUUCAUAAAUAAUUCAGAGCACAUGCAAAUGCUGUUACAAGAAUUCGAUUCUCAAAUGAUGACACAAAAUUGAUAUCAACUAGUGGAAUGGAUAGAGGUAUCUUUAUAUGGAAAACUGAUUAGUUUAAGGGAGAUUAAGUAAUUAAAAAUGAAACUGUGCUCGAUUCUCUUACACUCCCUUAAGAGAAGAUAAGGAGAAUAGGACCUGAUAAAUAUGGAAAAGCAAGAGUCACUGAUACUGAAAAUACUGAUGAUCAAUAGUUUGAUCAGAUUGAAAAGGGAGAUGACUCUGUUGCUAUUCGACCUUGGAUGGGCGUAGUUAAGGAACCAUCUAAUUUUUUUAAAGAUCCUUUAAAUCAAACUAAAUAGCCAUUAAUUGAAUUGACUUUAGAAUAUGUUCAUGGCUAUAGAUCUAAAGAUUGUAGAAACAAUGUUAAAUAUGUUAAAGGAAAUUAAAUUAUCUACAACACAGCAGCAGUAGCUAUCGUGCUAGAUCCUAAUUGUGAUUCAAAUAGUAAUACAUAGAAGAUAUUUAAUUAUCAUAACGAUGAUGUGAUUUCAUUAGAUGUAUCAUCUGAUCAACUCAAAGUAGCCACUAGUCAAUUAGGAACCAAUCCUAUUAUAUAUGUUUGGGAUAUUAAUAGUCUAGCUAUCUUGGCAGCCUUCUAGGGCUGUUUUACCAAAGGAGUUUCAUAAUUGGCCUUUAGUGUAUCAAAUGAUAAACUAGCGGCUGUAGGAAUGGAUGAUUGUCAUUAAUUAUGCAUAUUUGAAAUCUCAGCUAAAUCCUCAUAAUUAGGAGGAACUUUGUUGAUCAAAGAUUAAAUUGGCAAGGAUACUGUGACAGACAUUAAAUGGAAGAAUGACAAUGAAUUUGUAACUUGUGGUUUAAAUCAUCUUAAAUUUUGGAAACUUGGACAUGGAGGAAUUACUAGUUUAAAUGGAUAACCUUAGGCACCUCAAUCUUUUAAAUAUUUAUGUGCAGCAGUCAACAAUGAUGAUUAUUUAUUAGGUGCAAUAGAUGGAUCACUCUAAGUGUUCUAAGCUGGAAAAAUGAUAAGUUAUUUUUAAUAUCUAGAAGCAAAUCAUCCUUUAGAAGCUAUUAAUGUUUCAACAGAAUUCAUUUUAAUUGGUGGAAAUGAUUCAAAAAUAGUUAUUAUAAAUUCAAAGUCAUAUUAACAAAUUCUAUCAUUUAAAUUAUCGGAAUGCAUUAAGAAUUCUUUAGGGCUUGAAGUAAAAUCUAUUUAAUUGGGUUGCGAUCUCAAAACCUUGUUAAUUUCUACUAAUUCUGGUGAUAUAGUAGAACUAAUUACAACGGAUGCCAAAAUUAAUGGUAAUUCUAAGUUCGCUGUCUCUAAAACUAUAAUGAAUUCGCAUUAUUAUCCAAACAAAAGAUCUUUUAAUGAAAUAUGGGGACUUGCCAUAAAUCCUUAAGAUUCAGAUUAAUAUUAUACUUGUGGAGAUGAUGCUACUCUAAGAUCCUGGUCAAUAAGUUAAAAGAAAAUGCUAAAUAUGAUUAAAACAAAUCUUGAUGGAAAUGGAGUAGAAAUCAGAUAAGAGGAAGGCGGUGAAUUACCUGAUAACAUUAAAGGAAGAUGCAUAGCAGUUUCAUAAGAUGGGAUCUCAAUUGUGGUUGGAUUUAAAGAUGGAACUAUUAGAAUCUACGAUAAAGAAUUAAGACAAAAAUAUGUCAGUAGAAUAGCUAAGGAAUGGAUCAGCGACAUAAAAUUUAGUAAGGAUUAAUCUUGGAUAGCAAUUGGGUCACAUGACAACUCAAUUUAUGUCUACAGUUUCCCUGAUAUGAAAUAAAGAUAUAACCCUUUAAAAAAGCAUUCAAGUUACAUAACACAUAUUGAUUUCUCUUCUGAUGAUAAUUAUCUUCAUAGCAAUUGUGGAGGGUAUGAAAUGCUUUUUUGGGAAUUGUAAACUGGGAAGUUAUUACCAAAUGGAGCCAAUUAAUUGAGAGAUGAAAAAUGGCUCACUUGGACAACUCCAUUUGGUUGGCCUGUCUAAGGAAUAUGGCCUGAUAUUUAAAAUGCCUUUGAUAUAAAUGCAGCUGUUAGAUCAAAUCAAACAUAUACUUUAUCUGACAAACCACCUGAUAAUUAUUAUCUUAUCGCAACAGGAGAUGAUAAUUCCUAGAUCAAAAUCUUUAGAUAUCCAUGUGUCAAAAAGGCUUCAGGUUAUGUACUUGGCAAAGGACAUUCAUCACAUAUUACCAAUAUUGCUUGGUCUGUUGAUGACCAAUAUCUUUUUAGCACUGGAGGUGAAGAUAAUUCCAUAUUCCAAUGGAAGAUUAAUAAGUUGAAAUGA
Molecule: messenger RNA, 6873 nt
Organism: Paramecium tetraurelia
Lineage: Eukaryota; Ciliophora; Oligohymenophorea; Peniculida; Parameciidae
Exons: 8
Molecular function (GO): calcium ion binding; microtubule binding
Source: RefSeq, a predicted model, not a curated record